Messenger RNA from Pteronotus mesoamericanus, 6772 nucleotides. RefSeq names its product RAB11 family interacting protein 1 (gene RAB11FIP1). Gene Ontology annotation, cellular component: intracellular membrane-bounded organelle. The transcript is spliced from 6 exons. The record is from RefSeq and is a predicted model, not a curated record. The coding region runs from base 52 to 3861 and encodes 1269 amino acids. Lineage: Eukaryota; Metazoa; Chordata; Mammalia; Chiroptera; Mormoopidae. Gene Ontology annotation, molecular function: small GTPase binding. Gene Ontology annotation, biological process: regulated exocytosis.
CGCGGAUCGCGGCGAUCUUCUCGCUCUCGAUCCGCGCACAGAGCUGUCACCAUGUCCCUGGCGGCUUCAGCGGGCCGGGGCCCGGGAACCGUGUGGUCCCCAACACACGUGCAGGUGACGGUGCUGCAGGCGCGGGGCCUGCGGGCUAAGGGCCCUGGGGGCACUAGCGAUGCGUACGCCGUGAUCCAGGUGGGCAAGGAGAAGUACGCCACCUCGGUGUCUGAGCGCAGCCUGGGCGCGCCGGUGUGGCGGGAGGAGGCCACCUUCGAGCUGCCGCCGCUGAUGUCCGCCGGGGCUGGGCCCGCUGCUGCCGCCACCCUGCAACUGACCGUGCUGCACCGCGCGCUGCUCGGCCUCGACAAGUUCCUGGGCCGCGCCGAGGUCGACCUGCGGGAGCUGCAUCAAAACCAGGGCCGCAGGAAGACGCAGUGGUACACCUUGAAAUCCAAACCAGGAAAGAAGGAGAAAGAGCGAGGAGAAAUUGAGGUUGACAUCCAAUUUAUGAGAAACAACAUGACUGCUAGCAUGUUUGACCUUUCUGUGAAAGACAAGUCUCGAAAUCCAUUUGGGAAACUGAAGGACAAGAUGAAGGGGAAGAAUAAGGAUAGUGCAUCAGAUACCGCUUCCGCCAUUGUCUCUAGCAUGUCGCCCUCAGUCGACAGUGAUGAUGAGUCGCCUUUGAAAGACAAGAAAAAGAAGUCAAAGAUUAAGACCUUGUUUUCCAAGUCUAAUUUGCAGAAAACACCGCUUUCCCAGUCCAUGUCUGUCCUGCCUACGUCAAAGUCAGACAAAGUGCUGCUCCGUCCAGGGGACUUCCAGUCCCGGUGGGGGGAAGACAACGAGGACGAGCCCUCCUCUGCCUCGGACGUCAUGUCUCACAAGAGAACAGUAAGUGCAGAUCCUAAGCAACUGAACCAGAUCAACUUCACCCUGCCCAAGAAGGAAGGGCUCUCCUUUCUCGGCGGCCUGCGGUCUAAGAACGACUCCCUUUCCCGCUCGAAUGUCUGUAUCAAUGGGAAUCAUGUUUAUGUGGAGCAGCCGGAAGGCAAGAGUGAGACCAAGGACAGUACCUCUUCUUCUUCCCCGUCCCCGCAGGGCUUCAGGAAGAAGCAUUUGUUCUCAUCUACAGAAAACCUGGCUCCCCGGUCUUGGAAGGAACCUGGGGAAGGGAGUGCAGUGUCUUCUGACAAGCGGCUUUCAGAGUCUUCCACAAAGAACUCUCCGAAAUCCAUGACCCUGCCGUCCUCCUGGCUUCCAGUCAGUGGGGACAUUCGGGAAAACACAGCUCCAGCGAAACCAGAGGCUAUGAAAGAAACCAAAGAGAGCAAGAAGCAGGAGAACAAGAAGCCCUCUCUGCUCUCUCUGGUGACGGGAAAGAAGGACGUGGUGAAGAGCAGUGAAGGCGAAAGCCCUGCUGCCCCUACGGGGAAGGAGAAGGAAGUCACGCCUGGGGAGGACGGGCCAGGGCCUGCUGAAGGCCUUGUGAAGAGACUCGAGGCGGAUACAGUGGCCAUUAUCUCUGGACGGGGAAAGUCCCUGAACCCCUUUGAAGAGGUGCCGAUCACAGAACCAGAAGCCGACCCAGGGCCCAAGUCUGAACCGACACCACCUGCUACCUCUGCCAGGGCUCCCCAGACCAAAGCCGUGAAGCCUCGACUGGAAGUGUCUCCGGAGGUUCAGCCCACAGCCAGGCUUCCUUCUUCCCCUAACUCUCCUCCCUUGCUUUCUGCUCUCCCUUCCCAUUCUGGUCAGACACCUGUCCCUUCCCCACUGGGGCAUGGGUCAGAGUCACAGUCCUCCGAAUCUCCUUCUGUCUUCUCCGCUCUCUCACCUCCGCUAGCAGCUCCCAUUUCCACAUCAACUCCUAUUCAAAGCUGGCCUUCCUCCAACGAGGGCCAGGCUGGUUCUGAAGGACUGCCUUUGCUCCAUAAAGCAGAGUUGCAAAAGGAGAAUUUAACACAAGUUCCAAAUACUGUUUCUUGUGCCUUGGGACCACUUUCCAAACAGCCCCCCAUUCCAGUGUGUGAAGGGACAGGAGAGUCUCCCGGGGGGGAGACCAGUGAGAUAGACACGGAGAAGAAGACAAGUGAUGGUGGUUUAGAAAAGCCUCUCUUGACACAGCCUGAAAUGGGGCAACAAGAAGAACUUCUGAGAUUUCCCUCCACGACACAAGACUAUAUCCCUUCAUCGGACAGGGCCCGAGAAGUAACAGUUGCCCUUUCGGUGAGAAGUGGCAGGAUGAAAAGCCCAGCUGGGAAGCCUCCCACGGGGCGACACACAGACUCGGAGAGUCAGUCUGGGUCUUUUGAGAAGAACAAAGUUAGGGACGGCAGAAUGACUUCUGCAAUCAAACCAACAGUGCCUCCCCUUCAGAUGGGAGAAUCGGUCCCCUCACUUGACUCCGUGAGUCUGAGACAUGAAGAGAUGGGGCUGAAUGUUGAUGAGGGCAGGAAAAAAACCAAGAAGCAUGUGUCAUUUUCUGAGCAGCUCUUUAUGGAAGAGGAGGUGGAGAAGUCCCCUGGACUGGUUGAAGAGGAUAGCAGUAACGCCCAGGGGCUGAGGUGUGAAGGGGCUGCCGCCGGCAACGUGUCUGACAGAGAGCCUGCUGAGCAGCCCCAUGCAGAAGACUCCAAGGGGGAAGUUGUCACUGAACCCAGGCUGCUGAAUUCCGGUGUGCCAGGUGCCGUGGCUGAUCGCCUUCCCUUCCUCUCGCUUGAGGAGAGUGUCUCAGAAGGCCCAGUGUGUGACCCAAGCCCAGGGAAAGACAUUCCACUCUUUAGGACCGAGGAAGAUGAUACCCUUAUGGCUCAAAAUCAGAGCAAAGCCAGUGACCAUGAUGGUCUGUUGUCCGAUCCCCUGAGUGACCUUCAGUCUGCCUCAGAUGUUAAAUCUCCAAUCACGGCUGAUCUGGACUUAAGCCUUCCUUCCAUCCCUGAGGUCGCGUCGGAUGAUGAAAGAGUAGAUGAGGUGGAAGAUGGCAGCGAGACAGCAAAGGUGGUGACUCUGGAAGUGGGAGCUCCGUCUUCGAGCACGUUAUCUGCCCAUCCUGAGAAGGCUCCGAGUGGCGAGGCAGCUGGGUUGGCCGUGCCCACAGGCAGCCUUCACGACCUCAGGUCAAAAGCACCCGAAGCAUCUGUUAGGGCUUCUUCAGAGCAGAGUACGGCUUCAGGAAUUCAUAAGCCAUAUCUUGGCAGGAGCUCACGCUUAGAUACACAGCCGCCAGGCCCUGGCGAUGGCGAGGAGGAAGAGCCGAUGGGAAAUGGGAGGCUAAGUCAGCCUCCUGACCCGGCCCUGGAUUCUCCUGUCUCCAGCCCCUCCUUUUCUGAGCCCUUUCCUGCCACACACUCUUUCCCGAGCUCUGCACACUCUGACACUCACCACACCAGUACAGCAGAAUCUCAAAUAAAAGCAACAGCAGAGGGCCUCCCUGGUAAAGUGGAAAAUUCUGGCAAGAGGAAGCCGCUUCUUCAGGCCUGGGUCUCGCCCUCGGAGACACAUCCAGUCUCAGCUGGAACUGGGUCAGCCAAGCACAGACUUCAUCCUGUGAAGCCAAUGAACACAACAGCCACCAAGCCUGCUCACUCCAGCUUGGGAACUGCCACUAUCAUCAGUGAGAACUUGAUCAACGAAGCCAUAAUGAAGAAAUACACCCCCUCGGACCCAGCUUUUGCUUAUGCACAGCUCACCCACGAUGAGCUGAUCCAGUUGGUCCUCAAACAGAAAGAAACGAUAAGCAAGAAAGAAUUCCAGGUUCGCGAGCUGGAGGACUACAUCGACAAUCUGCUAGUCAGGGUCAUGGAAGAAACCCCCAACAUCCUCCGAGUUCCGGCUCAGGUGGGCAAGAAGGCAGGAAAGAUGUGAAUGGCCCGUGUACAACACAGAUUUUCUCUGUGUUUGCUUCCACCUCCUCCUGAGGUCAAGGACUCUGUGUACCUGAUAACCAGCAUACAGGCUCCAAGUCGCCACCUCCCUUGCAUGUCUUCUGGCAAGAGUCAGUUCUACCACUUGAAGCCCGGUUAAUUAUUACAAUGAAUCUCCUACUGUACAUUCCCAGGGUUUUAUUUUUAAAUGCCACUGUGCCUUAUGUUGUAAAUACUUUAUGCCCUGACCAAAGACAUGGUCAUAAGAUCUGAUCCUGGCCCAGAGAUUCACAUGGUGCCAGGGGUAUUAAUAUAUUUUAACAUUGGGGUUUCUUUUCCUUGACAUUGAAAUUCUAAAAUAUGUAUCCCCCAGUCAUUAAUGCUUGGGGUGAAAUGAGAAGGUGCUGUGUUACACAUACUUUCUUGGCUUUUGAGUUGCUCAGGCGUGGCUUUUUUGGCUGCGGAUGCUAAAUUUUGGUACCAUGUCAACCUCACGGCUUCUUGGACUUGGUCUUAAUUGGACUAGAGCAGAGUUUAGGGAAAGCCUUUGAGUGUGCCUUAUAGAUACUGAAUGAGUUGCCUUUUCUAAACCUCAGCUUCCACUACUGUCUAGCCUUACAGUGUGCUCUGUGUAGGUCCACAGGGCGCCUGAGAAGUGUAUCAGAACGAGGGGGAAAUGAGAGAGUCGCUUUGUACUCAGUUAGGGGGAGUUGGUCCAAGUCCCUCCUUGCAUGGUAGCAGGGUUCCUGCUGGCUAGGGCGGCCUCGUCAGUGCCUUGAUAAGGGACUGGGUGACCCAAGUGCUUGCUAAAACAGUUCCAUCAGGUAUGGAAUGAUUUUAGUAGGAUUCCUCUGCCCUGUUCCCCUGUGCCUUAGCUCCCCGGUUUCCUAGGCAGCUCUUCCUGGCAUUUCCCUCCCUUGUUAUAAAAUUGUAAAGAGCAAGAAGAUGAUACUUAUUUUGGGAUUGAUGUAUUUUAAAAAAGAGAUUAAUGCACAUUUUUCAGAAAAAUUAGGACACUUGCCCUCUUCAUAAUACUACCAGCUCAGGUUCUUCAAGUAGUUCCACUGUUAGUAACCUAAUAUUGGAAUUAGAAGAUGUCUGUAUUACUCAUUUUUUUCUCCUGGUUGGGACAGAAUCUCAUCAGAUCUUGACCUCUUUCCUGGGGAAAGAAUAUCACCGGCCAAUGGGGUGGGCAAGGGUGGCAAUACUAGCAAGUAUUAAACUGAGAAUCUCUUCUUUGUAUGUUCUUGUUAUAUUGAGGUUAAGAGGCAAGAUUGUUGGCAGCAGAAUUUCUUUCAAAAUCAUGUUUGCUUCAACCUUAGUUAUAUUGGAGCACUUUAAUCUGAAGGAUGAUACUGUAACUUGAUUUAUCUAAUUAGCUUUUAAUUAUCUGUAACUAUUUUAUUUAAUUCUUUCCUACAGUACUGGGGACCACUGUAAACUUCUCAGAUGACUUGUAUUUUUGUAGUGCUAUGAACCUUAUUUACGUACCUACAAAGAGAACUGUAUAUUCACUUGAACUCUGAAAAUGUACAUGUAUAUAUUUGUUCUGCAACAUGUUUUUUACUUGACAUAAGUGUGUUUUGACUGUGAUAACCCAAGUGCAGUGGGGGGCAGGUGUGCUCUGAAUGGUUUCUCCUUUGAGGAGCUGGCGUGGAGACCUGUGCUGUUCAGCAGGGCUGGUGGGUUUAGAUUGCUGCUAGGACCUCGGUAUGUACCUGGGUCAGUGUUUGAGAGGGACGUCUGAGUGGAGGAGUGAAUUCCUGUGCUCUGAAAUGCCACUUGGGAACUCUGGAGAAUGAAGGACAAUGUACUCCAAGUGUGUCUAGUUUCUACCACUGCUGGGGGAAAAAAAAUUCAGUUGAUAGUAUUCCUGUAUUUCUCAAAGUAGAUAGCCUGAAGGUCACUAGUUAAUAACUGUCCUUGAGGACUCUACUUGUGGGGUGAAUUUAUCUAAGAAAAGCCUUAGCCCACUCUGAGCCUUUAGCAGGGCUUGUUGAGUUGGAGUGCGGACUCCUAUAUCGCGCAUAUUUCCGAAGGCCUGUGCCUGACCUGUGCAAGAGUUGGGACUUGCCUCUAGCUGCUGUGUAUGCUAACCUAAUGGAUGGGUAAUGGAUGGGUUGAAGCUGUGCUCUGGCGAAGCAGGGGGGCUCUCUCCUCAGCCUUGCCUAGCUCCUUCCAGAAAGAACAGUCAGUACUUAAGGGGGACAUCAGAUUAAAUACCAAACACUUUGCAGUGAAUUUCAGAUGGAGGUUAGCUGCAUGAAAAAAAUGUCAACCCUUUGCUUGGUGGUUUCAUAUCAUCUCAUUCCUUGGACUUUGAUAGGUCUACUGUCCUUCCCUUUUAUUCCUGUGUGCUAACCUUAUCAGGGUAGCAGAAUGAAGAAGAAGGGCCGCCCUUUGCCACGUGGAGCAGCUGGUGACCUGAGAGGCGUGUGCAUGUAUGCACGUACCAAUGGGAUGCGUGUAUGUGGGUCCAGCUUUGCUUACAGUGGGAGCCCAAAAGGGCAUCAUCGAGGGAGGAAGGUCCAGGACACUCAGCCACAUGCUAUAUUGAAGGCCAGAGGCAAUUUAAUGUUAAAUUAUGCAGGCUCUUUCCUCACUGGGUCCCUUCUCCCAACUGACUCUCCUCUCUUUUUUAGAACUACUAAUUAAUAAUCCCUCCAGGCUGAAAGAUUGUCUUAGGUGGAGAAUGAAAUCUAGUAUUCACACCAAUCUCAACUCUGUGGUUUCUCAGUAUCUAUUACGUGAACUACUAACUUGACCUCUUUCUCCCUCUGACUCUGGAAGGAUCGCCCAGUGUUUUUGGAUUAUAGUUUUUUCCUGCUCUGCUACUUUGGGAGUUUUUAAUAUCUGAUUUUGUUCUUAAGAAGUAGCCUAAAAUUUCCUACAACACUAAAUAAAAUGGUACU